Ciona intestinalis (vase tunicate) is the source of this 1837-nucleotide messenger RNA. The record is from RefSeq and is a predicted model, not a curated record. Lineage: Eukaryota; Metazoa; Chordata; Ascidiacea; Phlebobranchia; Cionidae.
GCUUACAGUUCGUGCCCUGUAACGCGAUUGACUGUCGCGCCUCAAACUAGGACAGCCUUUUUUCCUUUCCCAGGUUUGGCCUGUUGGACGGCCUUUGUGUUAGCUUUCUGCCAUGUAUUUGAAUUGUGGUUACUUAACCAAGUGUUGGGUAACUGCCACCGGAAAUACUGUGCCGAGAAUGAUAUAACCGUAAAUAUUUGUAAUAUAUUAUUGGCAUAACCAGAACAAUUAAAACAAAUGUUCCCCUGAAACGUUAGUAACUUAUGUAUGAAUGGCCUGAUACAGGCGAGCCUUGUAACUUACUGAUGCAGGAAAAUGACGCAAUGAGAAUUUCGUGGCACGAAAACACCUUUUAUUUUGAUCAAGGGAAGUAACCAUGGCAACGUAAAGUCGUAAAAUGGGCUCUGGUGGGUCAAAAACAGUUUCUGUUGCGAGUUUUGAACAGACUGCAAGUGGUAAAAAUAGACGUAAAGCAAAAGAAAGUCGAAAAAUAAACAGUGAAAGAAGCUUAAGUACAGAAGGUCAAGUUGCGGGAAAAACGACAAUCAAUUUUAUUAAGAAGUCGCUGUUAAGAUACAUUAUCUGUCGACAAGGAGUCACCAUUGACAACGCUAUUUCAGAUGCUAAUAUAAAGCUUAUUUACGUGAAGAAAAACACCCCCAUCGUGCGUGAAGGGGAUUCAAGCUCUUGUAUAUAUGUCAUUAUCGAUGGGCAGUGUGAAGUACAUCACGUCACUGACUUGUCAGAACAUGACGUCCCGUCUGUGAGGCUGCGUAAUGGAGACGUUUUUGGACUUCGUUCGGCUCUGUCUGGUGAAGCAGCGUUGGACACAGUCCAAGCAGGAGAUAGUACCUACGUUGCUGAACUACAAGCUGCACCAUUUCGUAAACUCAGUGAGGAUUUGUCUCAAGUCACAUGGAGUCAAGAAGUUCAAAGGUUUUGGGUUGAUGCUUCAACGGAGGGCGGAAAAACGGACUUUGAUGAUCAACUUAGCUCGUGCUUGCUUUCGACAACAUUAUUUCAACUUUGGACGAAAAAUGAAAUUCGACAUUUAAUUUCUAAUUUGCAUUGGGGCCAACUCUGGUGGCUUCCACGAGGAGCAGAGCUUGUGCGACAAGGAGAAGCAGGAACGACCAUGUAUAUUCUUUGCAAGGGAAGUUUGAGUCUAUUAGACAAAAUGAGCCAGAAACGAGUUUUGUUACGCGCAAAGAAAUUCUCUUUUGUUAUCGGAGAAGAAGUUGUGUAUAAUGAGGGGAAAUACACAUUCACACUGUUUGCAAACGAGCCUUCUUUUGUGCUACCACUUCCGGCUGGCCUUUUUAUAAAACAUCAGCAUUCGGAUGAAACGCAAAAUAAGAUCGCGAGCUAUAGAAGAAAGUGGGAUAACAUGCUAAAAAGAAAAGCAAAAAUUCCAGAUAAAUAUCUUCGUUUCCUUCAGCAUGAGGUUCUUCUUGUACAAAUGCGCCAGAUUCCAGCCGCAGCCGCCAUGCAUCCAGCUAAAGUGAACGAGCUAAUCUUACAAGGAAGGUUUGCGACCCACGGCGCUGGAGAAAUUUUGGUUGGCGUUUCAAACUUCGACGUUUAUGAAAGGGCGUGGGUUUUCACGUUAUUGGGAAAGCUAGAACUCGAAUACGAGUCAAAAACAAGAAACUCCAAAUCAAUGUCACUAGUCAGGCUGCCCUCGAAUGAGAAACCGUUUACUCUUAAAAGCCUAGAAGAGUCUGUGACCCUUUACCUUCCAAGCAUUCUAGUUCAGCAGCUCACAGGACAGCAAGCUCCACCACAAAAAUUAAGCGCAAUGAUUCUACACCGACAAAAGCCCCAGGACAGCAAAUAA